GGGUGGGGGAGGGGGAAUCUGGUUCCAGAAAACAACGAGCCCGCGACGGCAUCCAGAUGGAGCUCUCUUUCCUGCGGUGGGAUGGAGCAGGGGAGAGUUCAGGAGAGGUCAGGAUCGGAGACAGCAAUUUGGGAGUCCACUGCAGAGAGAUUGCUUUAGUCAGGGAGUGACUAAGAUCGCCAGGGGAGAGCAGAGAAGAAGGCCAAGGACACCGGGGAGAUAUUCGGGGUCUGGGGGAGGGCAUCCCGCGCAGCCAGCAAAAGGCCAGUCUGGGAGACAAGGAGCCAGAGCUGCCGCCCAAGCCGAGCGGCGAUUGGGGCGAACAGGAAAACAGCCUAGGGAAUCGUUCUUCUCCCUAGGGCCGGGCCCAGAGCACCGCGCUGGCCCUGCAGGCAGUCUGGCUCCCACCCUUCUACUUUGCUAGCCUGCUCUAGAUUCGAGGUUAAAUCCCUUCCCUUGGUGCCUUCCCUCUUCAGAAGGGAACUCCCUCCGAUUUAUCCCAGAGAGCUCUGGGACUGGCAGCCCUUUGAGAGAGAGGCUGGGUUUCUGAGCAUCCCAGGGCCUGCCUGGCCCAUACAGGUACUUUACAAAGGCGACUUGACUAAGGGCCUCAGUUUUCUCCUCUGUUUAAAGGAUUUUUCUCAGCUCUAGGAGGUUUGGAGACUCCGGCCGGCUCCCAGGCUCACAUGGUUUGCCUCCUUGGGUACACAGUUAGGUCCCCGACAGUUCCAGGGUUCACCCCUCUUCUGCACCCCAACAUAUUACGGGCACCCGCCCCACUCUCUCCAUCAUGGUUCAGCCCCGCCCAGCUCGCGAGUUCUCAAUGUGCCCGGAACCUCUCGCCUGAGUUCGGUUCCGGAAGUGCUGCGCCGGGCCCCGGAAGUCCGUUCAAAGCGAUUCCGGUUUCCCUGGGUGACGAUGGCGACUAGUUUCGAGUGGCCGUGGCAAUACCGCUUCCCUCCCUUCUUCACGUUGCAGCCCAACGUGGACACCCGGCAGAAGCAGCUGGCGGCCUGGUGCUCUCUGGUCUUGUCCUUUUGCCGCCUGCACCGACAAUCCAGCAUGACGGUAAUGGAGGCACAAGAAAGCCCUCUUUUCAACAACAACAAGCUGCAGAGGAAACUCCCCAUGGAAUCUAUCCAGAUUGUGUUGGAGGAACUGAGGAAGAAAGGGAACCUGGAGUGGCUGGAUAAGAACAAGUCCAGCUUCUUGAUCAUGUGGCGGAGACCAGAAGAAUGGGGGAAACUUAUCUACCAGUGGGUUUCAAAGAGUGGCCAGAAUAACUCUGUAUUUACUUUUUAUGAACUAACCAAUGGAGAUGACACAGAGGAUGAGGAGUUCCAUGGGCUGGACGAGGCCACACUUCUUCGAGCUCUGCAAGCCCUACAGCUGGAGCACAAGGCUGAGAUCAUCACAGUCAGCGAUGGCCGAGGGGUCAAGUUCUUUUAGUGGACCCCUUCCCUCUUCCUCCCCUUCCUCAGUUCUCUGAAGGAGAUAGGCUCUGUUCCCACAGAUUGGAGCUUAAACCCAAACGUAACUUAAAGGAACUUUUCAGCUUCCUCCCAAUUGUGGGCUGGGAGAACCAUGGGAGAAUUUGGAAAAGAUAAUUCCUCUGUUACCCCACUGUUCUGCUCCAUGAGUGGGUUGAGGUAAUAACGCCAGAGAGAAAAUAUGUGCCUAGUUUCUCCUUAUCUUUCUACUCCCUCAUUCCAGACUUUGGCUGAUCCAGGGUCAGUAUACCCAUAAAACAUAGUCACACAUAUCUACAAGUACACAGUACCUACACAUCUCUCCCUUCAGGUUUAGCCUGGAUCCUCUAGUAGAGGGGUAGAGGUUACAUGGAGGACCUGGCUGCAGGCAGCCCACCGGGCAUCAUAGGAAUAGGAGAUCAGAGAGGGAGAGCUGGCCAUGAAGUACCAAGUGUGGCUCUGAUCUAUGUUAUUAAAGCUGGAUUGUUCAGCUCUCA
This is a messenger RNA of Antechinus flavipes (yellow-footed antechinus), 1966 nucleotides long. RefSeq names its product vacuolar protein sorting 25 homolog (gene VPS25). The record is from RefSeq and is a predicted model, not a curated record. NCBI's taxonomy places the organism in Eukaryota, Metazoa, Chordata, Mammalia, Dasyuromorphia, Dasyuridae. The transcript has 6 exons. Gene Ontology annotation, cellular component: ESCRT II complex. The coding region runs from base 919 to 1449 and encodes 176 amino acids. Gene Ontology annotation, biological process: protein transport to vacuole involved in ubiquitin-dependent protein catabolic process via the multivesicular body sorting pathway. Gene Ontology annotation, molecular function: structural molecule activity; protein homodimerization activity.